Lactuca virosa is the source of this 417-nucleotide messenger RNA. The record is from the annotation of a GenBank genome assembly. Lineage: Eukaryota; Viridiplantae; Streptophyta; Magnoliopsida; Asterales; Asteraceae.
AUGUUCAUUAACAGUUACCUGCCUACAGCCUACAGAGCUACAGCGACACCUGAAGCAGCGACAAUAGCAGACGAUCCAACAGCCACGCCAUCGAGAAGGACUUUGAGUGAAAAUCCAGAGCGAACAGCGCUAAGUUGGCUGGUAUACAGCGAGUCAACGAGGAAGGAAGGGAGACAGCGAGGUAGCUUUUCGUACAGAGGAUUCCACGCGUCGGACUUAGACAUACCCACUAAUAACGAGCUGUUAGCUAUGGAGAUGCAGGUCGAAAUGGAAAACCUGAGAAACAACUUCACCGUGGAGCUCAUCGAAAUUAGGGAGCAGAUUUCAGUGAUGCAGAAGAGGUUCAAUUUCAGUAUGUGGAUUUUGAUUCUUGGAGUGGGUGCUGCUUUGAGUUGGGUUUAUCGAUCCUCGAAGUAG